GCUGAGAUCAAGCUGGGCUUAUAAAAACGCAAGAAACCACAGUGUAAACUCUUGAAAGACUAGAUCUACCUGGGAACCUGCUACCUUACUGACAGGAUGAAGGUGAUAAUCUUACUUGUUCAGAUCUUGGCACUUUCAGCUGUCAAGCCAGGCUCAGUUCCUCCAGGAUUUACAGAAGAGAACGUGGCUUUACGCGGCAAGGCCACUCAAUCAGGGCUUCUACCAGGCUUUGAGGUAGUGUUCAGCCUGGCAGCCAAUGCCAUUGAUGGAAACCGAGAUCCUGAUUUCCACCAUGGGUCCUGUGCCCACACCUCAAUCGGCCACAACUCCUGGUGGAGGGUGGACCUGCUGAGGUCCUACUUAAUCACCUCUGUCACCAUCACCAACAGAGGAGACUGCUGUGGAGACAGGAUCAAUGGAACUCAGAUCCUCAUCGGUGACUCCCUGGAGAACAACGGCAUCAAUAAUGCACGGUGCAGCAAGAUUGAAACUAUGAGAGCAGGAGAGACUAAAACCUUUCCCUGUCCCGGGCUAAUGGUGGGACGCUAUGUGACGGUGCAUCUUCCAGGAAAGAACUACCUUCAUCUCUGUGAAGUGGAAGUGAAUGCUUUGCUUCCUCCUGCUAACUUUUGUUCGAAGUCCCCAGAGCCGGAUGGAGUCUGGCCGCGGCUGUGUGCACGUGGGGUUUGUCCUGACAGGCACAAGUGGUGUCAGGAAGUGGAGGAGAACCGUGCGAAGGCUCUGCUUCACAGCACAGGCAUGAAGGUGAUAAUCUUACUUGUUCAGAUCGUGGCACUUUCAGCCGUCAAGUCAUGCUCAGUUCCUCCAGGAUUUACAGAAGAGAACGUGGCUUUACGCGGCAAGGCCACUCAAUCAGGGCUUCUACCAGGCUCUGAGGUAGUGUUCAGCCUGGCAGCCAAUGCCAUUGAUGGAAACCGAGAUCCUGAUUUCCACCAUGGGUCCUGUGCCCACACCUCAAUCGGCCACAACUCCUGGUGGAGGGUGGACCUGCUGAGGUCCUACUUAAUCACCUCCAUCACAAUCACCAACAGAAGAGACUGCUGUGGAGACAGGAUCAAUGGAACUCAGAUCCUCAUCGGUGACUCCCUGGAGAACAACGGCAUCAAUAAUGCACGGUGCAGCAAGAUUGAAACUAUGAGAGCAGGAGAGACUAAAACCUUUCCCUGUCCCGGGCUAAUGGUGGGACGCUAUGUGACGGUGCACCUUCCAGGAAAGAACUACCUUCAUCUCUGUGAAGUGGAAGUGAAUGCUUUGCUUCCUCCUGCUAACUUUUGUGGCUGA
Conger conger (European conger) is the source of this 1302-nucleotide messenger RNA. RefSeq lists its product as uncharacterized. Lineage: Eukaryota; Metazoa; Chordata; Actinopteri; Anguilliformes; Congridae. The coding region runs from base 97 to 1302 and encodes 401 amino acids. The transcript is spliced from 10 exons. The record is from RefSeq and is a predicted model, not a curated record.